AUGUCUGAUUUCAGGCCUCAUUUGGGCCUAUAUUCCCACUCGGGAUACAAUUCCAUCAAUAUAUCAAACUUUAACUACGCAAAGUACUCAAAAUCGUCGCUUGAUUCUUACCGCCCCACCGUCACCCCGAGGAACUCUUCCUCAAUCCAUGUGGCCACCAACCAGCUUCCCAAACCUUUGAUCCAGGAUGAUUCUAACGAUAUUGGUGAUAAAAGCAGUCUAAGUCUAAAGGACGGCUCAGUGACUUCUUCUAGUGGUUUAUCAAAGAAAUACCAGAAAUACAGAUCCUUGAUCCUAAAGAAAUCAAACACUAAUUUUUUACCCAAAUCGACAAAUUCAACUACCAACAACAACAACACCCAACUGUCCAUAACUUUCACCUCCCUUCCUGAUGAAAUCAUUCAACUUGUAUUCUCUUUUGUAUCUUCAGAAAAAUCAUACUGCAAGACCCCUUACAAUCCCGAUGCAUUUCUUGGUCAAAAUGAACUAUCUUCUUCUCCAUCUAAAAGAUCCUAUAAUGUUUCGUUCAUCUUGUCCCCAGCUGAUACCAACGUCUCUCCUCUUAUUAAUAUUGGCCCGAAUACCCAACUUAAGGUGAAACGCCCUCGGGAAGAUGCAGGGCUGAAGUCUCACGCAAAAUACCUCAAGCAAGUCCUCCGCAAUUUUAAAUUAUCAUCCCGUUACCAAUCGUCUCCAAAAAGAAACACCCUUAAUUUACUUUACCUUAACAAAAGGCUUUACAGACUAGCCCUCCCAUUCGUCUAUCGCAAUAUUAAAUUUCAUUCAUCAUAUCGCUUUGCUCAAUUCAUUAGUUCCAUUAGAAGAAAUAAUAAUCUUGGUUUGCUUCCAGAAACGAUCGAGCUACAUGAUAUAGAUACCUUGUAUUACAUAGUCAUAGAUAUUUCUGAUUCAGACUCAUAUUUGAUCAUAACGGAAGCCGAAAAAAAUCAAAUCGAACAAUUAAUGAAUAACCCAGAGCUUUAUUUCGACGGCACUUUCCCGUCUUCUAUUGACUGGUCAAGAAUUCCCGCUUCAAGAAUAAAUCCGAAUGAGGUUUUGAACUCAAAUUCUAGAAGAUUGCCAAUAUGCAUAAUCAAAGAUGAGCAUUCAAUUGUUACUUCUCAUGGAGAUCGAGCUGACUUUGGGUUUCAUGAAAAGGUGAUCCUUGCCGGUUGGCGAGAGUGGAAAUUCAGAGCAGACCCUCUUUAUCAUACAACCACUCCAACUGUUGAUUGGGCUGCCUCCAGAAUGAACAGAGCCACAAAUAUUUCUUCUGCUUCUAUGGUAACUUCGUCUGCUUCUAAUACUAUCCGCCGUGUCGGUCUGAUGGGAACUGUUAUUACCAGUGAAACGAGGCUGUCACGGCUGUCUUCAGUUUCCUCCGUUUUCUCUAAUUACUCGUCUAGUGGAUCAUCAGAAAGUAGAUCUUCAUUCCAAAUUCGUUCCAAAUUUCGCAAAAUUAUUAGGCGGUUUAGUGGUAGCAAAAGACAAGAAGAUGAAGUGUUGAAAGAAAAUACUAAAGCUAAUAGAUUGCUUGGAUCCCAUACCCGAUCUCACAGCAUGAGUGAUGUUCUUGGAUCUUCCUCAACUUUAUCCAAAUCCAGGCUGAGAUCAAAAUCAGUAACUAUAGGGUUGUCGGGAAAUUCUAAUAGUAGGAUAAUUUCAAGCACAUUGAAAGAAUCUCCAGCCUCUUCAAACGUUUUCAAAACAUUUGCCGGCUGUCAAAGCCCAACUUAUCUUCAUCCGAUGAAAUGCAAACUUUUGACAAAGUACACUACCAAAGACUUACCAAUUGGUGCUAUCUUGCACAUAUUAGUGAUCUGUGGCAAUUUAAAGGUAUUUGACAUGAGUAAAGUCAUGUUGGCCAGUGACUACAUUAUAUCUUAUGAUGCGUUUGAUGACUAUGGAAUUUUGAGAGAUAUUUCAACCAAAGUGCCGAAAAACCGAGCUAUUGUGAAGAAUCUAUCAGCUUCAAAUUCGUCAACAGGCCCUGACAGCUUUGCUAAUGAUCCCCACUACCCCUCUCCAACUACCGAAAGAAUUAGAAGAGCCUCCUUUGACAGUGAUAAAAAUGAUCGUAGAAGAUCAUUCAGUGAGUUUAAUUCCGGAAACUAUAGAAAGGACAAUUUGAGCUCACUUUCUGUUGACAUGGCACCAAUCUGCAAAACCAAAUCAAAUAAUGAUGUCAAAACUUCUCUGUAUGCUACAUCAACCUACAGUAAUUCCGGUAAUUUUCAUUCCGGGGCUGCAGUGAAGAGUUCUCAACCACCUUAUUCUUCCAUUCUUAAAGAAAUUGACCAGGCAUAUGGUGUGAGCAUUUAUUCUCAAUUUAAUAGCGUUGUGAAUGGUCACCGUUUUUCGCCUACAAUUUUAUAUCGUGCUGGCGGAGAAAUUAUUGCGGAAAAUAGUACUUCCACUGGUACUGUUGUCACUACAUCAACCGAUAUCAAUAGAACAGUUAGCUCCUCAAAGUUGCAUAGUGCUGAACUACUAAUGACAGAUGACUUGGAAUAUACCACAAAUUCCGGAUCUGGUUCCUCUUCUUCCAAUACCAACGUUGCUAGCUUGUUGAACACGACGCCUAAGGACACUAGCUUGCCACUUGAUUUCUACAAAGACAGUUUUGGGUAUUCUUCAAAUUGUAACUACAAGCUGAUACAGUCUCGGUUCUAUCGUGAAUUCUGGGGGGUACCGUCAGGGAGCACGAGCAAGCUCACUUAUAAUUCCAGCACCUACAAUAAUACUGGAUCAGGAGCGUUUGGGGAAGAUUUGUCAGUGUCUGGUUUAUAUGUUAAUAAUAAUGCUGAGUAUGUGAAUGAGAACUUUAAUAAAGUUGUUUCAAGCGAUCCAAAGCAUUCCACCAUCAUUGAGAAUUCUGGAACUCAAGUUGGUGACUAUAUGACUGAUGUUACCCAAUCAAGUCGCUCUAAGAGCCCAACUUUUGGAUAUCAUCAAGAAAAAUGUGCCAGUGGGAUUGGGAAUUUAUUGUUAAAGGAAGAGUCUAGGUCUGUAGAAUCAAUGGUUCUGGUAUUGAAUUCUGCACACGCCGGUGCUAAUCACGAGAGGUCAGGAUUGCGCAAAGAAUUACAAUUUUCUGAUGAUAAGUGUUUGGAAAGCAAGGGGAAAGAAUUAAUACGUCCUAAUCCUCGUGGGACCUUUAAAAUUGAUGAGUCUGAUAAAAAAUCUCAUUUGGGUGUUGAUAUUAGAACCUCUAAUACUGGUGCGGUAUCAUUUAGAAGGGCCGACAUUACCGAGGAGUCAGAAGAAGAUGAAGAGUCGGAAUUGCAGAUAUCUUCAACUGGAACAAGUGAUUAUUCAUCCUCUGUGAAUUAUUAUGGCAAAAUUGCCCCAAAGAAGUCUAAAAGGCCACAACUUGUGUCAGAAUUAUCCACAAAACUGCCGACAAUGAAAUAUUUCCACUUCAAACACGAUCCUACUGAGGCAUUGACGUCAUGUCAGAAUGAUACUGCAUUGUACCUUUCAGAUGUUCGCAAAAUUAAUAAUUGGAAUCUCGAACAAUUGGUUAGGGUUCUGAACGAUUCAAUCCUUCAUUCACUAGCACAGCUCAAGAACUUGGAGACAGUGAACUUGGGAUCAAUCAACUGGUUGAGUACCAAGAAUGUUUCUGAGUUUUUGAAGACAUCAGCAGCUAUCAGAUUUGGUAAUUUGAAGCAGGUUGAUUUUAGAAAUAGCGGGAUGAGAAGAGAUUUGGAUUGGGCGAUCAGGGGAUCCGUGAGAGAGUUGAAGAGAAGCCUCAAGGAUAAUACCAAAGGUAACGGAGUGGACGUACUCCGUAUUGGGCGUAAUUACACAAGAUUCUAA
Messenger RNA from Saccharomycopsis crataegensis, 3822 nucleotides. It is a transcript of the gene COS111, whose product is annotated as Cos111p. The record is from RefSeq and is a predicted model, not a curated record. The transcript has a single exon. The coding region runs from base 1 to 3822 and encodes 1273 amino acids. Lineage: Eukaryota; Fungi; Ascomycota; Saccharomycetes; Ascoideales; Saccharomycopsidaceae.